This is a messenger RNA of Schizosaccharomyces osmophilus, 3945 nucleotides long. It is a transcript of the gene nup155, whose product is annotated as nucleoporin, WD repeat Nup155. Gene Ontology annotation, biological process: RNA export from nucleus; protein import into nucleus; protein localization to nuclear inner membrane. The coding region runs from base 1 to 3945 and encodes 1314 amino acids. The transcript is spliced from 3 exons. The record is from RefSeq and is a predicted model, not a curated record. Lineage: Eukaryota; Fungi; Ascomycota; Schizosaccharomycetes; Schizosaccharomycetales; Schizosaccharomycetaceae. Gene Ontology annotation, cellular component: nuclear pore inner ring; nuclear pore. Gene Ontology annotation, molecular function: structural constituent of nuclear pore.
AUGGAUAUCGAUGGUGCUUCUUUUUCCUCCUCAAAAAAUGGACUAUACGAGCCGUUAGCAAGAGGAUUUGCUGCCAUCGAAGCAGCAACAGAACGAGAUACUAAAUUGCCAGAACUUGGCGACAUCAUUGGUCAUGUGCAUUCUCCAGAAUAUGUUAGCCAGCCGUUGAACGGCUGGAAACCAUUUUAUUUACGUUCAGUAAUUAACAUUCCGGAUCGCAUUUUUGAGCAAUAUAACCGAACUGAAUGCUUUACCCAGAUGGGUUUGUUUUCUGAAAUACAGCGUGCAUGGAUUACAGUAGACAAUCGUCUUUUCCUUUGGGACUACUUGUCUGGCCAGAACUUUCAGGCAUAUGAAGAUCUCUCACACACUAUUGUCAGUGUGAAGCUUGUUCAACCAAAGAAAAAUGUGUUUGUGGAGGAAGUGCAGUGUUUGCUGGUAAUUGCUACCACCCAAGAAAUUAUAUUACUUGGCGUUUCCAUUGAUAAAUUUACCGGAGAGCUCACAUUCUAUUCCACUGGAAUGCAAAUUGCAAUUCCUGGAUUAAAUGUUAACAACAUCGUUUCUUCUAAGGAUGGCCGGAUUUUCUUUUCAGGCAAUCGAGACCCUAACCUGUACGAAUUUUAUUAUCAGUCUGAUGAGGGUUGGUUUUCUCGUAAGUGCAACAAAGUGAAUCUUACCGGAUCUGCUAUUGACAACUUCGUACCUUCAUUUUUCUCUUACGGAGUUCAUGGAGACGGUGUCAAACAGAUUGCUGUCGACGAUUCACGAAAUUUGCUGUACGUCUUGCGUGAAAGCUCAUCUGUUACCUGUUAUGAAAUUUCUAGUUCCAAUAUCCAUCGUUGUGUCUCUUAUUCCUUCAGUUCCAUGAUUUCCCAGGCACAAAUGCUAAACGCUUCCUCAAUCUUGCUUGACCCAAGAAGUACUAAGCUUGUAUCAAUCGUUCCUGUCCCUGCUUAUGAAUCUCAACAAAUUUAUUGUGUUGCUAUCACUUCAACUGGUUGUCGAUUUUACAUGAGGGGCGGACGUAGUGCUACUUCCUAUUUCGAAACCUCCGAUGGUUCUUUUGCUACAAAUCCUCCUAGUACUUUACAAGUUACUCACAUUCGUUUUCCCCCUUCUUUUCAGACUAACGACUAUCAGCCCAAGCGCCAGUUUUCUGGAUCUUCCUUUUUCCCUCAAAGUCAAUCUGUCCCGCAACAGCCAGCUCAAGACCUCUCUACUCAAACAAAGCGCGAAUUUAUGGAUUGCUCUUCCUUGAGUACUGUUUUCACUUUUGAUUUAUUUUUUGCUAUAAGUUCUUCUGAUGCUAAUGCAGGCGAUACACUCUGUUGCACUGCUCCUGAAGUGGGCAGAAUUGCUAAUGCCUGGCAAAGCGGGUCUCAACCUUCAUUAGUUGAAUCUGCCAUGUAUCUUCCAAUAAAGGGAUUUGUACAGGACGUUAAAUGCCUUCAGAACUCUGAAGAGCGUAAUGAACUUGUUUCCCAAUUUAACACACCUCCUCCAAGCUUUGCUGUUCUUACAAACACAGGCGUCUACAUAAUUGUUCAUCGUCGUCCAGUCGAUAUACUUGCUUCUGCUAUUCGAAUGGGACCUUCUUCUUCUUCUGGAAUUGAUGGACAAGUGCAAAUGUUUUUUGAGAGUGUCGGACGUGCGGAGGGUUGCGCUACUUGUUUGGGCAUUAUAAGCGGUCGCCUCGAUCAAAACGACUUUACUGCCAGCAGCGCCAACUUUGCAGGCCCUACCACGAAGUUGACACAAGCUGAUCUUUUGGAAAUCGCUAAAAAGUAUUUCAUUGAAUUUGGUGGUAAAGCUUUUAUUGACCAAUCUCGCUAUAACAACCAGUAUGACGCUUCUUCUUAUGAGCUUGUACGUCUAUCAGGUUGUCAUGACGGCCUUGCUUCUUCUAUUUCACGUUUGUUACGUACAGUCUGGAAAAAGCCGGUUAUGUUAACCGUACCCAAUUCGAAAAAACGAGUAGACUAUGCACCUUCUUUUAAAGCUGACGAACUACUAAAAAUUCAGUCUGGUUUAUUAUCUCUAUCGAGCUUUUUAGAAAGCAACAAGAGUUUUAUAGAAGGACUUAAUAGCUCUGAUUCCUUAGUUGGCUCUUCUAAUAUGGGAGAAGAAAUCGCUGUACAGGCCGAGCAUAGAGCUUUAUCAGCUUUGAUGUUAGUCCUUCAGCAAAUGAUUGAAGGAAUUUCGUUCCUUUUGUUUCUCAAUGAAAGCGAUGUUUCUGAUUUUAUUGCAAUUACUUCCUCCAUAUCUCCCGAAUCUCAAAAUUCUUGUUCAAAAUUGACUUUUGGUGAAUUCUUCACAUCUAAAAAUGGUAGAGAGGUGACAAAGGAGCUCGUCAAUGCCUUGGUCAACAAGCAUCUUCGAGCCGGUGGUAAUAUCGAUUUAGUGAGCCAGUUACUACGAAAGAGAUGUGGAAGUUUCUGUAGUGCAGAUGAUGUACUUGUUUUUAAAGCCGUAGAGUCUUUGAAAAAAGCUAAAGAAACCGUUGAUAUUGAAGACCGCCAAUCAUUAGUCGAGCUUUCUUACAAUCUUUUCAAAAAAUCCGCUCAUGUUUUUACACCCGAAGAUCUUCGUUUGGCUGUCGAAGAAUACAAGUCUUUAAAUUCGUAUGUAUCUGCGGUUAAUUUAGCACUUCAUGUAGCUAGCGCUCGCGAUGACAAAGAUCAAGCCCUUUCAUAUCUUAUCGACGGUAUGCCACAAAAUGAUACCCGUGCAGACGUCUUUGCGAACCGUUCCAAAUGCUAUCAAUAUGUGUUCCAGAUACUUGAUGACUUGGAGUCUAAAUCAUCUGAAGAAUCUAAUCAAACAAAAAUGUCUGUGUAUAAUGCCUUACAGCAAUCAAAGGAUGAAUUAUUCCAUUACUGUUUCUACGACUGGUAUGCAAGCAAAGGUUUUGCCGACCGAUUAAUUGAGAUUGAUUCACCUUAUAUUCAAAAUUACUUGGAAAGGAACAGCACAAAAGACGUACAAAUUGCUAUUUUGCUUUGGCAAUAUUACGCUAAAAGAGAAAUGUAUUAUUAUGCAGCUAUUGUUCUUUUUGACUUGGCCACAAGCAAUCUUUCUUUAAAUCUUGAACAACGAAUCGAAUAUUUAACUCGUGCUAAAGGUUUUGGUAGCUGCCACAUUCCCAAUCUUUUGCGCCAAAAAAUGAAUAAGGUAAUGCUUAGUGUAUGUGAACAGCUGGAAGUUGCCAGUAUUCAAGAUGACCUUUUGGUUACUAUUCUUAAUGAUGUAAAAAUUCCAGCCUCAAAACAACAGGAGCUUUCGAGCAAACUGAACGUGGAAAUUUUAUCGCUUACAGAGUUGUUUAAUAAUUUUGCUGAUCCUUUGGGAUACGGUGAGAUUUGUUUGUCUAUUUUCCAAAGUGCUGACUAUCACGGUAUUGAUGAAAUAAUUGGUUGUUGGGAAUUUAUUGUUAAAACAACGCAUGAGAAUGCUGUAACUUCACCUAUCGGAUCUUCUCCGGUGGAUUCGGUUGCUUCUACUUUGAGAAAUCUCACACUUCGUUUUUCUCAAUCUGAGAAUGUCUUUCCGGUGGAGAAGAUUGUUGCUCUUGCUGAAAAUUACAGUUUUGAACAGCAAAGUGAAUCGACUUCAGCUGGUUGGGUUGUCGAUGUUUUUCUAAGCGCCGGUAUUUCUCAUGAAUUGAUAUUUAUUAUUUUGAAUCAGCUCUAUGACCGUAGAGAGAAGCCUUGGCAAGGAAAAGACAGAUUACUGUAUCUUGUAAAAGAAAUUUCACACUUAAUGAAGUUAUGGUACGACGUCAGUCUUAAGGCCGGUGUUGCCCAAGCAUUCAAGCCAAAUUUUGAUGCUCCUUUUGUUCUUGAAGCCAUCGAAAAAUAUAAGGCUGUUCUAACUGACCCUAAAUCUAUGAGCUGUAAGGAAGAAUUACAAUCUUUGGAGUUAGCAAUCCGCCGCACUUACUAA